Molecule: messenger RNA, 1798 nt
Organism: Culex quinquefasciatus (southern house mosquito)
Lineage: Eukaryota; Metazoa; Arthropoda; Insecta; Diptera; Culicidae
Exons: 2
Coding region: 142-1455 (437 amino acids)
Source: RefSeq, a predicted model, not a curated record
GGCACGUUCCGGCAGUGUGUAUAAACCAGUCACAGAGUUCACAUCGCGAACCGCGUAGCAAAGUUGAAAACGCUUCUCCUGAAUCAAGCUUACAAAUAUCAACCAAACCGUUUUGAGUCACCGAUACUUUUACGCCGAAAAAUGUUAACAGAAAAGCCAGCGGUCAUGAAACGUAGAGAAUCGAGCAUAUCGGACAUUCAGAGCGAUCGGAAAUACGACAUCAAACAGUGGAAGGCAGACAAAAAGAGUGUUGAGGAUACCCUCAUAAAAACUUUAAAGGAACACAUCCUUACCAAAAACAUCGAACAAUUUCAAGCAGUCCUCAUCCAAGGAGUGUCCGACCUGAACCAACUGUACGCCCGAUUACCGUUCGAAAAGAACACACUCGCCCCGGAAGACUCCUUCCGGAACAAGUGCCUACGACAGUUCUUCGGCGACCUGUGCUCCACCGAGGGAUGUUUCCAGUUCAUCACGAUCUUCAUCUCGAUUCUCCCGCUGGAAAACGAACCAAUUCAGCAGUCCAAGAACCAAUACCCAAUCCACAUCGCUCUGAAUGCGAAAGCAUUCGCCAAUGCCGAAACGCUGCUGCAGCUGCCCAUGGUCAACGUGGACGCCAUGUGGCAGAAGCAAACCCCGCUGAUGAUGCUGUUCAAGAUGGCCACCGGCGUCACCUUUGGAGCGGUCAAGCAACUGAUCAUGCUGUUGGGAGAGAAAGGUGCCGACAUUAACCUGGGUGACUAUCGGGCACACCCGUUGUCCGUACUUUGUAACUCUACCAGCUUAGAUCUGGAUCAGAAGCGUGACUUGGUGGAGUAUUGCCGGCAACAUUUCGUCUGCGACUUGGAUAGCACGUUUGAAGGGCAAGCCAGAAAGGACGUUGAGGCAACGUUUGCCGAUUUGAAGUUUGAUCAACGGCGAUCGGAGAUUACCGCUGCAACGAUGGAGUCCUUUCUGUUGGAAGGAAAAAGUCAAGAGUUUGUCAACGAAUUUGACGAGUUCAUCGUCAAAUCGCCGGAACCCAGCAAGGUUUACGAACUGUUACAGAAAGCAGUCAUUCGGAAUCGGAUAAGAUGCAUUCAAAAGAUUUUAAUAGCUGUAGAGCAAAAUCCCAAAGAUUUGGAUCCACUACCCUACAAAGAAAUAAUAUCCAAGGCGAUCAAGCUUGUCUGUGCCAAAGGGCAGCCGGAAAUCCUAAAACUGUUCUUGAAACAUAUAGAACCUGCGGAAAUCUUCAACGAGCGACCACUGGGACUCGUCUGCGUUAGAAAUCUAGCCAAAAAGAUCACCAAUGAGCUUUGUGAAUGUUUGGAGCUACUUCUGGAAGAUUCCCGGAUAGCGUUUGAUAAAACUGAUCACGAAAACAAGGGAGCACUCGAGUAUGCCAUUGAGCACAAUUUGGGACUUGUGGUACGGCGAAUGAUGGGCGUUGACAAGCAUAUACGGAUGCCGGAAUAAGCUUGGGCUGGUCAUUAAUCGAAUCUAGAAUCAUAAAAACGUUGCAAAAUACGUUUAUUCAAACAAAGCAAAAAAAUUAUAAAAAACAGCAUGUAAAUUUAAAAGCUCUAUAACAAUAAUUGACUUUAAUCUCAGAAUAGUUUCAUAAUUUACUAACUGCGCUCCAUUACUGACAGUUUGCUUUUAAAUGCUUAGCUGAUUAAUGUAAUAAGCAAAACAAUUCAAACCAAAACUUCUCAUAUUUAAUAACUUACGAUUCCGCUAGUUUUAUUCUUUACCCGCACCAUGUAAGAGUUGAACAAAAACUUAUUUCAGGCAGAAAUAAUAAACGAUUAACAACUUA